CGACGGGAAGACGCACUCGCGACCCGGAAGGCCUUCCCGCCGCACUCCAAAGCCGGCGUGAGGGGGGCCGAUGGCGGAGGGAGCGGCGGAGGCCCCAGCAGAGAGCGGUGGCGGCAGCGAUUCAGGAGCCGGCGCUCCGGAACGGGGGGUGGCUCCCAUUAAACCUCAGUACCUCACCACUAAGGAGCAGUUCCACGAAUUCCUGGAAGCUAAAGGGCAGGAGAAGCCCAGCCAGGAAAUCAAGGCAGGCGAUCCCGGUAGCAAUGACCUGGCUGAACCCGAGGCCAAGCGCAUCCGACUGGAAGAUGGGCAGACGGGGGAGGUGGCCGAGCCCGGGGAGCAGCCGCAGGCUCAGAAGAGAGCCCGGGGCCAGAACAAGGGCCGGCCCCACAUGAAACCCACCCACUAUGACAAAAAUAGGCUCUGCCCCUCCCUGGUCCAGGAUUCAGCUGCGAAGUGUUUCUUUGGCGACCGCUGCCGCUUCUUGCAUGAUGUGGGCCUCUACCUGGAGACCAAGCCGUCGGACCUGGGCCCCCGCUGUGUGCUUUUCGAGACCUUUGGCAGGUGCCCCUAUGGUGUGACCUGCCGCUUCGCCGGGGCCCAUCUGGGACCCGAAGGCCAGAACCUGGUGCAGGAAGAGCGGGUCCAGGCCCCACCGGUCCGCAACGGCCUGGACAAGGCCCUGCAGCAGCAGCUGCGAAAGCGCAAGGUCCGCUUCGAGCGUGCCGAGCAGGCCCUCCGCCAGCUAAGCAAGGGCCACGUGCCGGGCCCCUCCCCUGAGGCCACGGUCCCUGAGGUCUCGGGGGCCGAAGGUGCCCCCCGGCAGGACAGCGGUGACACCCAGCAGGCCGUCCCAGAGCCAGGCGCUGAAGCCCUCGCCCUUGGCUCGGUGCGGACCUGUGGGCCCCUGACGGACGAGGAUAUAGUCAGGCUGCGGCCUUGUGAGAAGAGGAAGCUGGACAUCAGCGGCAAGCUGUACCUGGCGCCCCUCACCACGUGCGGGAACCUGCCCUUCCGGCGGAUCUGUAAACGCUUCGGGGCUGACGUGACAUGCGGGGAGAUGGCUGUGUGCACCAACCUGCUGCAGGGCCAGACGUCCGAGUGGGCUCUGCUCAGACGCCAUCCGUGCGAGGAUAUCUUCGGCGUCCAGCUUGAGGGCGCCUUCCCUGACACCAUGACCAAGUGUGCUGAGCUGCUCAACCGCACCAUCGAGGUGGAUUUCGUGGACAUCAACGUCGGGUGCCCCAUCGACCUUGUGUACAAGAAGGGCGGGGGCUGUGCCCUCAUGAACCGCGCAGCCAAGUUCCAGCAGAUCGUCCGCGGCAUGAACCAGGUGCUGGACGUGCCACUGACGGUGAAGAUCCGCACGGGCGUCCAGGAGCGUGUGAACCUGGCACACCGCUUGCUCCCCGAGCUGCGGGACUGGGGUGCAGCCCUGGUCACGCUCCAUGGCCGCUCCCGGGAGCAGCGCUACACCAAGCUGGCUGACUGGGAGUACAUCGCGCAGUGUGUGACGGCAGCCAGUCCCAUGCCCCUGUUCGGAAACGGGGACGUCUUGUCGUACGAGGAUGCCAACCGCGCCAUGCAGACUGGCGUCGCGGGGGUGAUGAUCGCCCGCGGUGCCCUGCUGAAACCGUGGCUGUUCACGGAGAUCAAGGAGCAGCGGCACUGGGACAUCUCGUCGUCCGAGCGCAUGGCCAUCCUACAGGACUUCACACGUUACGGCCUGGAGCACUGGGGCUCGGACACGCAGGGCGUGGAGAAGACCCGCCGCUUCCUCCUCGAGUGGCUGUCCUUCCUGUGCAGGUACGUGCCCGUGGGCCUCCUGGAGCGGCUCCCACAGAGGAUCAACGAGCGGCCGCCCUACUACCUGGGCCGCGACUACCUGGAGACGCUCAUGGCCAGCCAGAAGGCGGCCGACUGGAUCCGGAUCAGGUGCCAGGAGAGCGAGGCGCCGGGCUGCGGGAGGCCGAGGGGCCCGUGGGCCGCAGGCCUGACCCCACCCUGUGCCCUCUUCACAGUGAGAUGCUGCUGGGACCCGUGCCACCCAAUUUCGUCUUUCUGCCGAAGCAUAAGGCCAACGCGUACAAGUAGCCGCGGGUGGGGACGGGGUGUCUGAGGGCCCAGCGGGGUCUCUUGCUGCACGAGAAGACAAUAAAUUUUAUUCUUUUAAAACCCAGGCCUUUCUGUGACCCCGAGGCUUCCCCGUCCCGCUCUGGGGAGCUUUGUCUCGACGCCGGGCUGACCUGUCCCCAGCAGUUACUUUCCCUUUCUCAUUGACGAUCUCCCAGCCGCCCCCAUGGGCCAAGCCCUGUGCUGGCCACCAUGGCUACCCAGGGAGGCUUUACCCGCAAAGAAACCACUAGGGCUUGCGAGGCAGGGGCCUCGGCCCUCAUGGGUGUGGAUCCGGGCAGGCUGCCUGGAGGAAGGAGCCCUAGAGCUGCCCAGGGCACGGCUGGCAAAGGGUCUGCCCCACCCUUUGCGAGGCCUGUCUCUG
Molecule: messenger RNA, 2497 nt
Organism: Neomonachus schauinslandi (Hawaiian monk seal)
Lineage: Eukaryota; Metazoa; Chordata; Mammalia; Carnivora; Phocidae
Gene: DUS3L
Product: dihydrouridine synthase 3 like
Exons: 12
Coding region: 71-2119 (682 amino acids)
Biological process (GO): tRNA processing
Molecular function (GO): flavin adenine dinucleotide binding; tRNA dihydrouridine synthase activity; metal ion binding
Source: RefSeq, a predicted model, not a curated record